AUGCAGGCCGUGUUGCACAAGCAUCGCACAUUAUCUGGCACAUUCCCUAACGUCGUCUUUUCCUGUCCUAUCGCGCGGUAUCCCUCGUUCUGGACAGCGUGGAUGUGGUCUCACAGAGCUGCGCCUCUAAAACAGUAUGUGCUUGUGUCGGUGAAGCUGCCAAUGGACGACAUGGUUGACGUAUUACCAGCGUUGCAGGCUGAUGUCGGUGCGGAAGCCCAGACGAACAUCCUUAUUCUAAUCAACAAGGGGUGA
Molecule: messenger RNA, 255 nt
Organism: Fusarium venenatum
Lineage: Eukaryota; Fungi; Ascomycota; Sordariomycetes; Hypocreales; Nectriaceae
Source: RefSeq, a predicted model, not a curated record